Sebastes umbrosus (honeycomb rockfish) is the source of this 1945-nucleotide messenger RNA. Its product is annotated as zinc-binding protein A33-like. Lineage: Eukaryota; Metazoa; Chordata; Actinopteri; Perciformes; Sebastidae. The transcript is spliced from 9 exons. Bases 297 to 1922 code for a protein of 541 amino acids. Gene Ontology annotation, molecular function: protein binding. The record is from RefSeq and is a predicted model, not a curated record.
CAGGAAGUGAAACUAUGAGUCUUUGUUUGCAAGAGCACCACCCGAACAAGAAAACGAAGGAAAGUGGAAAAACUCCUAACAGCUAAAUAUUUGUGAAACUAUUGGAUUUAGACCAAAGAACAAAGGUUCAGCUCAACUGAAAGUAAAUAAACUAGAGUUAACUGACAAAAGUGGAAAUUGCAGUAAAGUUUCUGCAUUCAAGGCCACCGAAGAACCAAGACAACAAGUUUGCUUCCUUCCUUGUGCUCUAGAGAAGUUCCUCAGUCUGAGGUCCUGUGAACUUGCUGCAGUUGAAAAUGACUACACCUGUGCGAAUUGAGAAAGUCCUGAAAGAUCACCUGGAUGAUCUGAGUGAUAGGGAGCUGGGGAGAUUUCAGUGGUACUUGUCCCACAAUGAGAGAUUGGAUGGCCGGCCCAUCCUGAAAUCCCAGCUGGAGAACGCCACCAGAGAGGAAACUGUGGAUAUAAUGGUGCAGGUUUACGGGAAAGACGGUGCUGUGGAGACAACAGUGGACAUUCUGAUGAGGAUGACUCGUAAUGACCUUGCAAUAAGGUUAACUCAAGCCCAAAUAGGCCCAAACGAGGAACAGCAAUUACAUGAGAGAGAGACGCAGAGAGAUGAAGAUUGGACUCAGGAUCUUUCUUGUUCAAUUUGCAUAAACAUUUUCACUGAGCCUGUGACUCUGCAUUGUGGCCACAGCUUCUGUAAGACCUGUGUGCAUGGAUAUUGGAGGGAAAAAACCAGUCAGAAAUGCCCAAUUUGUCAGAAAGUUACAGACACUGAACCUCAGACUAAUUUUGCUCUGAAGAGUUUGAGUGAAAUAUACACACGAAGAAGUCCGGUUGAUCCACCAGGAGGACACAGAAGUGCCUCAUUACAUCAGUCAUCUCAGACUCCUUCCAGGACCAUCAAAGAGAAGCGUGAAGCUUUUCAAAGGGUCAAACAAUUUUGUGAUUCAUCAGUUGAGCACAUUAAGAAUCAGAGACGCGACACAGAGAAGAAGAUUAAGGACGACUUUGAGGAGCUGCAUGGCUUCCUCAAGACAGAGGAAGCAGCCAGAAUAGCGGCAUUAGAAGAAGAAGAGACUCAGAAGAUUGGUAUGAUGCAGAAGAUCACCGAGAUCAGUAGCGACACUUUCUUGGUGUCUGACACUGUAAAAGACAUGGAAGACUUAGGGGUUGACCGCUCGUUCUUACAGAACUUUAAGACUGAAAUGGAAAGAACUCAGAACGCACUGCCAGAUCCACGGCUACUUCCACAAGCGCUGAUAAAUGUGUCCAACCAUGUGGGAAACCUCCAGUUCAGAGUCUUGGAGAAGAUGUUAAGCAUUGUAAAACACACCCCUGUGGUUCUGGACCCCAACACUGCAUCUCCAUGGCUCUCUCUGUCUGAAGAUCUGACCACGGUGACACUCACAGACACCCCGCAGCAGCUUCCUGGAAACCCAGAGCGCAACACCAGUUGUCCACAGGUCCUGGGCUGCGAGGGCUUUGACUCAGGAAAACACUCCUGGGAGGUGGUGGUAGGAAAUCAACCCGGAUGGAUACUGGGAGUCGCUGAAGAGGCCCAAGACAGGAAGGAGGAGAUUCCACAAAAUGGACGCUAUACUAUUACGACAAGCAACAGAGGGUAUACAGAUGUCAAGGGCAAUUUACUACUGGAGAGACCCAACAGGAUCAGAAUAGAGCUAGACUACGAAAACGGCACAGUGUCAUUCCAUGACGCUGAUAACAACACAUCCAUGCUGACCUAUGAGGAGAGAUUUACUCAGAAGCUGUAUCCAUAUUUUGCUUUUGUUGAAACUAAUGAUAAUGAGGGUUAUGACGAUGAUGAGGAGAUACAAAUCAAUAAAGGGGAAGCAAAUAGCAGUGGAGGCCAGAUAGAGAUCUGUGAGUCAGAGGUUUCUCUCACAGUGACAUAGUUGCAGAAAAUGUCUGCUUCAGA